This is a messenger RNA of Dunckerocampus dactyliophorus (ringed pipefish), 1297 nucleotides long. Its product is annotated as cell division cycle-associated protein 7-like. The coding region runs from base 117 to 1175 and encodes 352 amino acids. NCBI's taxonomy places the organism in Eukaryota, Metazoa, Chordata, Actinopteri, Syngnathiformes, Syngnathidae. The record is from RefSeq and is a predicted model, not a curated record. The transcript is spliced from 8 exons. Gene Ontology annotation, cellular component: nucleus. Gene Ontology annotation, biological process: regulation of DNA-templated transcription.
UUGGCGGACUCUUUCGACUUUCUGCCUUUGUUGUCUGUUCAAGUAGAAAUAGUAACAAUACUACGUGUUUGAAUGUUUUGGUUCCCUUUUAUAAUCGGCAGGGAGAAACUUUUAAGAUGUAUCCACUCACGAAGGAGCUGGCUGAAGUUUUUGCGGAGGACUCUGAGAACGAUGAAACGUUUUAUGGUUUUGGUGAGGAAGAACUGAGCGACCAAAGCCAUCAGAAUACUGACAUGCAAGGUGAAGAUCAAGACAAUGCCUCCACGCAGCAGAAAUCCACGUCCAAAGCCUUCAGGCUGAGGGUGGCGUUCCGCUCGGUUCCGUUAGUCCCAAAAGCCACUGAUGAUGAUGAUGAUGAUGAUGAAGAGGAUGAGACGAGAGGGUCCGAUGAGGCUGAGGAUGUGUCUGACUCUUUUAUGGCCAAGAGAGAACAAAACAUCAGAGCCAACAAGGCAAUGCUGGCCCAGCUAAUGGCGGACCUGCAGAAGAUGCCUGGAGGUGUUGGUUUCCUGAAAAAACAAGAAGGAAAGCAGCCCAAGGAGAGAAACUCUCAGCGCACACCCCGGUCGGGAAAGGAGCCCAGGAAGAACCCAGAGAGGGCGGCCCGCAGACAGACCCGCUCCAUGGGAAGAUGCGAGGAACUCCCUGGCCCCCAGGAGGCGGAUAUGGAGCUCAGCUUGGAGGAGGAGCUUCUGGAGGUCCGUCGAGCCCCACAGAGACGUGGCACCCCGCGACCCAGUCAGAGCAAGCCUCACAUCAUCAGGCCUGUGGAGGAAAUCACAGACGACGAGCUUCAGCUGGUGGCUGAUAACAUGACGGAGAAGGUCUACAACAGAGUGACUGGCUCCACAUGUCACCAGUGUCGACAGAAAACGGUUGACACAAAGACCUGCUGCCGAAACGAGGAGUGCCGGGGCAUCCAGGGUCAGUUCUGCGGGCCUUGCCUGAGGAACCGAUACGGGGAGGACGUCAGGAAGGCCCUGCUUGAGCCGGAGUGGCAUUGCCCUCCCUGCCGAGGCAUUUGCAACUGCAGCUUCUGCCGCCAGCGAGAAGGCCGCUGCCCCACUGGGAUUCUGUUCCCUCUGGCACAGUACCAUGGCUUCUUAGACGUCCACUCAUACCUCAGCAGCCUCCGCAACAAGCUGAAGAGUGACGGCGUUGAUGUAGAGAUGUGAGGCUGAGAUGAGUUACUGUGUGAUUUUUAACAAAUAAAGAUAUUUUUGGACAAUUUCCAUGGGACGCUUUUUCAGAAUGCUAAAGACCGGACUUAUCUUUGUAUACAAGUAUAAUGUCCACA